Molecule: messenger RNA, 1979 nt
Organism: Gavia stellata (red-throated loon)
Lineage: Eukaryota; Metazoa; Chordata; Aves; Gaviiformes; Gaviidae
Gene: DONSON
Product: DNA replication fork stabilization factor DONSON
Exons: 10
Coding region: 1-1707 (568 amino acids)
Biological process (GO): nuclear DNA replication
Cellular component (GO): nucleus
Source: RefSeq, a predicted model, not a curated record
AUGGCCGCCUCCGCCGUGCCCGGCUACUCGCCCGGCUUCAAGAAGCCGCCGGCGGUGCUGCGGCUGAAGCGCAAACGGCUGCGGAGGAGCGAGCCCGCCGCCGCCGCCGCCGCUCCCCCGCCCUGCGGCGCGGUCCCGCGGGCCCCCUCCGCGCCCGCCCGCCGCAACCCCUUCUCCAGCCUGGACAACGCGCCGCGGGCGGCCGGCACCCCCCAGCCGCGGGAGCGGGGCCGGCGGCCGCCGCCGGCGGGAGGGUCCCCGUCGGCAGCGCCCUUCUGGCAGCUUUUAGAACCUGUUUGUGAAGAUAAGCCUGCCGGGAGAGCAGAGCCCUCUGAAAGAACAGACGUCCUCACCCUAACUGAUGACCUUCAUUUGCCUGUUGCUGUACCCGAAGUUCCCUCUGCAGCAAGACAUGAAUUUCCUGCAGACUGGAGUAUUAAAACACGACUUUUAUUUAUGUCUUCCCAACCUUUUACCUGGGCAGAACAUUUAAAAGCACAAGAGGAAGCUCAAGGGUUUGCUCAGCAUUGUAGAGCUACAGAAACAAACUUGCCAGAGAGCAUACAGGAACCAAAACUGUCCACAGAACUGCGUUGUGCCUUUCAGCAAAGCCUCGUUUACUGGCUUCACCCUUCACUGCCGUGGCUGCAGCUGUUCCCUCGGAUUGGAGCAGAUAGAAAACUGGCUGGAAAGGCUAGUCCUUGGUCACAGGAUGAAGCCUUGCAACAAGUGCUAAUGAGCGACUGGUCUGUCAGCUUUACUUCUCUGUACAAUCUGCUCAAAGCCAAACUGUGUCCCUACUUCUACGUGUGUACCUACCAGUUUACUGUCCUGUUCCGUGCCGCUGGUCUUGCAGGAAGUGACGUUAUCACAGCUGUAAUUUCUCCCACAACUAGAGGUUUAAGGGAAGCCAUGAGAAAUGAAGGCAUAGAGUUUUCUUUACCUUUGGUAGAAGAAAGUAGAACCAGGAAACAGAAAAACUCUGAAGUGAAUUUGGAAACAGAAAUUGCUAACAGCCUUGAAGUGGGCAACAUCAUGGAAGAUGGAGAGGAACCAGCUCCCAGUGAUGAUGAUGAUGAUGAAAGUUUCUCUUGGCUUGAGGAGAUGGGAGUCCAAGACAAGGUUAAGAAACCAGAUGCCAUUUCUAUUAAACUUCGUAAGGAGAAGCAUGAGGUGCAGAUGGAUCACAAACCCGAAUCCCUUGCAUUCGUGAAAGGAACAAACACAUUCACCUUGCUGAACUUCUUGAUAAACUGUAAGAGCCUAGUGGCUGUUGCAGGGCCACAAGCAGGGCUUCCACCAACUUUAUUGUCCCCUGUGGCUUUCCGAGGUGGAACAAUGCAAACGCUCAAAGCUCGAAGUAUAAACGCCAAAGCCAGGGUUCACUUGGCCUACGAGGAUAUAUUCAGUUUGGAGAUCGUAGGCCCUGUCAUGCCUCAUUCCCUGCAUUCAUUGUCUACGCUGCUCAAGUCCGCACAGAGGGGAGCGUUCUCUGCCGUAUUAUAUACACAUGAGCCAACUGCUGUGUUUAACACUAACCCUGACAAGGCAAGCCCUUCCUUCAGUAAGGAAACCAUAUGCAAAGAUCUUCCUACAUGUGGACUGCACCUUAAGACUUUGGAUCAACUAAGUCAGUGUCCAACACUGGGAAAAUCUUCCAUCCGAUUUCUGGAAAUGAAGGAUUAUGCUUAUACCUGGAAGUCCUAGGUAUACUAGUUCCAUUUCAUGGAAAAGAAUGCUCUCUAGGGUGCAGUUGCUGUACUUCAUUCGGGUCUACACGGCAGCACCUAUGCAGUACUGGGAGGGAUACUGUCUAGUUGAACAUCACAGACAACAACUAUUGCACGUCACCCAUCAUAAAACAUGUCAAAGGACUUUUGAAGGAGAUGAAGGAAAAAGCCUUCAACAUCUCCUUCUGUAUUUUAGAAAGUCUUUUUUAAAUAAAACUAGAUAAAAUACGGUCUAUAUUAUUGGUCUGA